AUGCUUCGUGCGCUGGAUAUUAUUCUGUUUGGACCACCAAGACAGUCAUUACUUGUACCGGGAAAUGCAUCCUUUGUCACACUGUCAUUAGGAUUACUAUGUAUUUCAAUUGUGAGCUUCUCGCAUUGGUUCUAUCAUACACCAAGUUCUGAAAGAAAUUUAAUUGGGGAAAAACAAGAAAAAUUAAAUUCUGCUGAACAAACCUUGAAGCAACUUCAGAAAAGGCUGGAUGAUGUGGAACAUUUACGACAAACAUUAAAUGCCUAUGAAUUGAAUCAUCGCUUUGCCUCUUCUUCAGCGUUUCUGUCUACAGCAUCACAGCGCGUAAAUCGCGAAAAUUUAUCAUCCUUUAACCCAAUGAACACAGGAACCUUUGGAGAACAGUGUCUACCUAUUCAUAAACAGUCCUGCGGUCAACUACCGCAUAUUUCAAAUUCUGUUAUGGAAUUGAGUUUUCUAACUGAUUCACUCAGUGAGUCAGUUCAUUCGAAUGUGUUAAAUCCAAGCAUUCAUUCCGAUGAUGACCCGUCGAACAAUGAUCAGGCACAUUCUUUUCAACAUAAUAAAAGUGGAUAUUUAAAAGAACGGAACUUGAGAAACUCUCCUGGAAAUGAGUUUUAUAUACCAAGUGCUUCAGCCUCAAACCGUAGUGCUAAAUGCAAUUCAAGCGAAUUUCGCUACGAACUUAAACAUUGGCUACAAGUUACUUAUGAACUGGAACUUAAACGCUUUUGUGAGAAAAAGAUCGAAGCUGAAAAGAAACUGAAUAUUGCUCGACAAGCGUGUAUACGUUUUAAUCGUAAACGUUAUACUGUUUUUGGUUCUGUUCGACUAGUACACACGGAUAAUUUGGAUGAAUUGGAAAAGCGGUUGAUUAUUGCUAAGGUGGCUUUAGAUCAGCUUCAAACUGAAGUCCAAGAGCGCGUCAAUCGUUGGAGUCGCAUCGAAGCUUUAACAGGUCAUCUCAUACGUACAGAUGUUUAUAAUGAACAUGGGAAAAAUAUAGUUUGUGAAAUGGUGAACCCAACACAUUACUCAGUUGACAAGAAUAAUAAAUACACAGACAUUGAUAUCAAAAUGAAUAAUUCCGAUCAUUUGUUUGCAGUUGAACAAACUCUUCCUGAAGCUAAACUUGUGCCCAAGCAGACUAGCAACAACUCAGUGAAUAAUUUUGAUUGCAUUCAUGAGGAACUAUCGUUUAGCUCAAAAGAAUCAGUGCAGUUUAACAAUGAAACUGGUGAUUGUUCAAAAACUGUUCUGCCAAGAAAUUAUUCUUUUGUCAGACCAUUCGCUACUUUGUGGAGACGUAAAACGAAAUCUGGUCGGCGGAAAACAGACUCCAAGUAG
This is a messenger RNA of Heterobilharzia americana, 1347 nucleotides long. The record is from the annotation of a GenBank genome assembly. Lineage: Eukaryota; Metazoa; Platyhelminthes; Trematoda; Strigeidida; Schistosomatidae.